AUGGCAAGCCAUCUUACAGUGGAGACACUUCUUUCAUUGACACCGUUUCAACCAGACGGCAGCGACGCUGUCACCAGCGCAUCACGUGAUUUUCUUUUAAGUUGUAUCAAAAGUCAACCGGCAAUACACCGAGUUUUUUUCCCCAGCUUCGAACCUCCUCCAUUACUGAAGCUGGUCGAGUACAGAACUUUUCCCAUAGACGCGCUGUCCACGGCGUUCAUCGCAGAGGCAAUAUCAAAGCUCAAAGACCCGUAUAAUUUCUAUAGAAUUAUAAACAAAGCUGUUGUGGAAGAUCAGCUGAAGGAGGUUUAUGAAAGUCUGCAUUGGAAAAAGUUGGGGUUUCAUCUGUACACGACUCUGUACCCUGACGUUGUGAGAGAAACCAGUACAAACAUCAGACUUCGAGAUUUCAUGGGCGCAGACGGGCAUAUAUGGGCCGAGAAACUGGCGUCUCAUGUCAUGGACCCCAGGUGGCUGAGAUCCAUCCACCAAGGGAUAGUGAGAGGUCGCUACACCGAAGAUCUGUACAACAGGGACAUGAAUGCUUUGUUUGUGAAGCUCCAUCUGUUAGACCCACAGUCGGUAAUUCCAGUAUACCAGUUCCUACUCAAUCAGAAAGAACUGGCCACACGCAACUACCUUGGCGGACGUCUGGAGUGGUCACUCAUUAAGACCGAUAUUGAACGUGCAGAAAACAAAUCCAAGACCCCGCUGACCGCCAGCAGACUUAGUCUAACAUCGGACAUCGAUCUCCACUACGGCGUUGAUGUGGAGGACUUCAUCGUCACCGAGUGUAGGGCUAUGGGCCUGUGGAAUGGGACGAGACCUGACAACUACAAGAUUAUGAAAGCCAGAGAUCGAUGUGUUCUGAUGUGA
Candidula unifasciata is the source of this 876-nucleotide messenger RNA. NCBI's taxonomy places the organism in Eukaryota, Metazoa, Mollusca, Gastropoda, Stylommatophora, Geomitridae. The record is from the annotation of a GenBank genome assembly.